Sycon ciliatum is the source of this 3474-nucleotide messenger RNA. Its product is annotated as protein DD3-3-like. The record is from RefSeq and is a predicted model, not a curated record. The transcript is spliced from 15 exons. Bases 306 to 2831 code for a protein of 841 amino acids. NCBI's taxonomy places the organism in Eukaryota, Metazoa, Porifera, Calcarea, Leucosolenida, Sycettidae.
GUGUAGUCUGUAGUUGUAGAGAAUAGUGUGUAGGCAAAGAUAUCUUAUUCUUCCAUUCUGGAAAUCUUCUGACUCUGCAACAUCGACUACUGAGUAUUCUACGUCGGUAAUCCUGUGCUGCUGCUCAGUUCUGGACUUUCUCCAAUGGAAUCGGGUAGUCACAGUGAUCACUUUGUCAGCAAAAGAGUAUACCGGUAACACACACGUCGUUGGUUUCGACACCAGCUGUCCAAAUAAGUCCAGCACUUUGACUUUUAGUUUAGGACUGAGGCCGAGGAAGACCAGGAGACCUGUUGCGACGCGUAAUGGCUGUCUCCAAUGUCAAUGGACGUAUUUCACGAGCGUUUAUCUGUGCAACCACUGUGCUGAUUAGUUUGUUGCAACUCGUCAGCAGUAAUGUUUAUCUUCAUAUGCCCAGGGGCAGUAAUAAUCGUCUGAACGGAGCUGGUAGAAAUCGCAACAAUGCAAACAGGAUGUUUAACUCUCAGAAUAACAACCGUGGUGGUUACAACGUUGGACAUACCUACUACUAUCAGAAAUCUCCUGUCACAUUCGAGUGGACAAACGGGCAUUCAUGCGCCGACGAGAACAACAACUGUGAGAUCAUUAUCCAGUACAUGUGUCACGAUAAGCUGCGCGAUGGAUCGGUCGUUGGCACUAUUCCUCUCAACCCUUCGCCGUGCAGAGACUUUGACUGUACGGAUGAUCACAGGUACGGUAUGCACGAGCACCUAGACGACUACUUACGCUGCAAGGCUACUGAGCGUGGUAACGUCUUCUCCGCUCAGGAAAUCUACAAGACGGCAUGGCUCCGACGUUUGCAGGAUAAAGCUCGUUUUGAGGCCACGUACACACGCCAGAAUCCGACUGGAGCUCGCUAUGGAUACGAAUGUCCGGAAGAGCGAGACUACUAUCCGUACUGGAACCCGAGUCAAUGGAAGGAUAUAGCCGUUCUGACGAAUGAUGUUGCUCGCUGCCAGUACUAUCAGCAAGAGAGUCAGAACGUCAAGAAGAGAGGCUAUUGCAGCUUGCCUGGUCCCGUUCACUACUGGUUCACACGCUGCCAGAGUCUGGACAGCAGCCUGUUUCGCAGCUUCAUCAUCAACCAGCCCAGUCCGCACUACUUCCCUGCGCCGCUCAGCCAAACAGUGUGCGAGCAAAUGUCCUACAACUACACGUCGUUCCAAGCUUGGGUUACCAAGUUGUCCUUCUACCGCCGAUCGAAGUGCACCAUUAUCGUCCCACCGGAUGACCCAACGCAAACGAACAAAAGCAAGUCUCUCGCCGCUCAGUGGAUCGAAGUGCCCGCCCACAACAUGCCCGCGCCCGCUUGCCAUGAAGCGCCAUGGUCGCGCGACAAUCACCUAGGUAACGGUAUGGGCGGCCAGCCAAACACGUUCCACUGGACUGUGCCGGACAAUGUGGAGGCCGAUAACUGUGCUUUCAGGAUCCGCUACAACAUCUCAUCCAACGAUUACAACUCCUGGAACGCCUCACGAUCUGAUGACUCGCUUGAGAAUUUGACGUUUGGCUUCGCAACGCCAGCCAAAGCCAGGUCACGCGGCUUUGAAUUCAAGAAGAACCCGGUCGUGGAUAUCUUCAACAACGCCAACCUUCGCCUUCGACUAGCAAUCAACACACAGCAGCUUGGACGCACCUUUCAGGAUCGAUCUCAUACAUUUUCCAUCAAGAAACAACCAGCUGGUGUUGGAGCCAACGCUCGAAUCCAUAAUGUUCAGGUACGUGGCAAGCGUGGCAAUAUAGUCCAGACCUAUCCUGGGGUUGAGUACGACUUUGUACCGAAUCGUCUUGCUGUGUCGAAAGGAGACUACAUCCAUUUCCAAUGGACCGGUUCGAACACCAAUCCCCGUAACAAUGAUGGGCAGGGUGAGCCUGGAACAGACCGUCACAAUGUCAUGCUGCUCCAGCCGGCAAUGUACAGCGAGGGCGCCAGCAAUCGCUCUGGCAAUGUACGCGGCCAUUUCGGCGCCAACCACCCCUCUAAACUGUCGAGCGACACCAUCCUUGGAUUCAGCCGUGAUGUUGCCGAGGAUCUUGCUCUGCUCCGAAGUUCAGGAAACCCGCGUGGCAGUACAGACUCUGAGCUGGAUGACAUGGGUGUAUAUUUUGACCUGGGUCUCAAGGAGAUCACACAGCUGGGUACCUAUCACUAUAUGUGCACGCGCAACAACAACUUCUCCAACCGCAAUCAGAAAGGCCAGAUCAUCGUCUACACGGAGGCCAAGGUCACUGAAACGCUGGGUGCUACCGGUGGCACUAUUGCUCUGCUGAGGGCUGCAGUGAAGAUCCCACCGAACGUCCUGAAGGCGACGUCGACGAUUACCGUGUCCACAUUCUCGCCGCUAGAGUGCCAUCGCUACCUGAAUCAGAUUGGCGGAGCUGUGCUGAGAAUGGGUAUGCCACUUUCGGAUUGUGUCUGGAUCGAGCCAGAGGACAUGGUGUUACCCGGAGGUGGGGCGAUGACGAUCACUCUCAAUAUCACGUCAAGCAACUUGCCGUCCAACGUCAAGGUGUUUGGAACACUAGUACGGUCCGGCGCUAGGUCCUGGUCUCUGGCUAGUGACACGGUGGUGGAAGCUCACACCCACACCAUUACCUUCUCUGCCGUACACGGUGGACUGUACAUUGCCGAGAGCACAUCAUCUAUACAUAUAGUCAGUAUAAUCUUUGCAGUUGCCGCUAUCGGUAUCCUUGCUCUGGCCACGGCCGUCUACAUGUACCAAAAACCUGACAAGCGUUUCUAUGAGCUUCCCAAAGCUCUUCAUAAGCGCCUUUCCUAUGUCAUGCUCUCCUUGCAGUCACAGGUAUAGUCAGCCACAGCAGCUACGUGACAGAAAGGUACCAGCACCUUUGUUUACUUCUGCGAGUGUAUGCGUGCACGAGUGCACGCGCGUGCGUGUGCAUGCAUAUGCAUGCAUAUUUUAUGUAUUCGAAUGUGUGUGCAAAUAUGUGUGCAUACCGUAUGUCAGCCUUUUUAAAGCCAUGCCCUUAUAUUCGAAACCCCGCUGCUUUCCUAGCUAUUUUAGAUGCAAAAUGACUCGCCCACUACGCCAUGCCAUAAAAGUCAAAUUCCACACAGACAUUUCAAUCUAAAUCCACCCCGUUCCCCCUUCCUGCUGGGCUGUAAGUUUGUUAGCAUAGUACUUAUUCCUUCAUUUUUACAAAACGUACUUCAAAUGUCAUGUCAUUUAUGAAGCCCAUGGCGCUUUCCACUGCAUAUGCAUGCGUGUAUGGUACAUUCGCAUAUCAUAUACGCAGGCUUUCCCAGGCUUUCCCAUAAAGUUCCAUCUUCUCUUUGUGCCGCUUUAGAUAUUUGAUGUGGCAAAUAUUAUCCUCCACUCAUAAGUUCUGCUGCACCACAAAUGUUUUUUUGUAUGCAGGUAUAUAUUUAUUUAUCCGACGCGCUCAAUUCGCAAAGCAGGUUCCUUGCCCCAGUCGAUAGAUUAUAGUUUA